AUGUCGGUGUGGCGUCUGAGAGAAUGCCCUGCACAGCCAGACACUCUUAAGACCAUCAAUGAACUCUGGGAAGGCCUUACUGAGCUUGGCCAAUCCUUGGGGCCGGUUGCAUCUCAUAGGCUUGAAAUGGUGUACAGGUUCAGUUUGAAACCCGGUACGACCUUCAUGUUGACUCUGUCGCCAAUGGUUGCAGUGAAGUUGAUGGUGGUGGCUGUUCUGCCUCGUGGAUUGCUGCUCUGGCGUCCGACAACAGAGCGCUGUCACCCAAGUGAAGUUCCUUUAUACCUCGCAAAACGAGAAAAGGAUUACACAAGCAAGCUGAUCAGCUACACGGUUGAUGCCAUAGUUCCUGGCACUGAAAUGGAAAGUGCAACAGCAAUGGUCACAUGCACCGAUCUAGCUGGCAAUGAAGUCCACAAAUUGACAUAUUCAACGACGACAUCAUUGCAGAGAGUGUUGAUCGAUGUAGCAGUAGAACUUCAUGAGGAGGACUUACUUUUCAAGAACGAUGUUAUGAUUAAGCUGAUCAAGGGAGAGGCGGUCCUGACACCGAAUGACCUUCUUCAGACAAUCUUAGAGGAACCUACGUCAUCUUGGGAUGAUCCAGAGACAGCGUGGCAAGACCGAUGCUAUCUCAGAGACAAUUUUGUUGGAGCAGACCUCGGUGGGCUGCAAAGCUGGAUGGGCAAGCUUAAGAUCAACACCCGGACUGUUCAGGCCAAGGCCAAGGCAAAGGCCAAGUCCAAGGCGAGGCCGGCGACAAAGUCCACCAAGAGCCCGGCGGCCAAAAAGGCAACAGAAAGGAAUCUUCUGGGCCCACUUGGAGCUGAAUAUGAUUUCCGUGGAAUGGUGGAAGGAGUCAAGAAGAAUGGCACGAAAGGAAUCAAAAAGCCAGCGGCAGCAAAGAAGGUUGCAAAGAAGCCGCUACCAGCCAAAGAACUUGGAGAGUGGAUGGCAGAGAUGUCAGCUCGAAAUCAGGCUGCACUCCAGGCCGAAAAGGCCACUAGUGAUGAAUCGUAG
This is a messenger RNA of Cladocopium goreaui, 1020 nucleotides long. The record is from the annotation of a GenBank genome assembly. Lineage: Eukaryota; Dinophyceae; Suessiales; Symbiodiniaceae.